UUUAAACAGCGCUGAUACUACACACGAGCGCACAUACAAAACGUUUUAUCAACAAAAGCAACACGAUUGUAAGGUUCAAUCGACGUGAUAGUGAAAAAACGCGCGAUUAGGAAGCAAAUUUGAUAUUAUCUUUUUCGUGGAUAUGUUACAGUUAUGGUUAUCAGUAUUUUUUGGGUUAUUUCCACUGAUUCACACUGCAAAUCGAGUGCUGUUUCCACCCCCAGCGCAACGUCACAACCCACUAACAUCGCUAAUUAAAUACGACGUUAAACGGUUUCCUUUAAAAAGAGAUGGUCUGGAGCCGUACAUUCCGGUAAAUUACAUCUUGAAUGACAAAAAUUAUUGUUAUGGCCGAUAUUGCUGGCAAGGCAAUGCAAAGUGUAUUGGUUACUCUUGUUGCGUAUGUCAAUGUAAAAAUGGUGGAACAUAUUUAUCACGUUACCAUGGUUGCAAACAAGCUGAACAAAUUCGCUUACCCGGUCACAUCUCGCUGAACAAAAAUGAAAUAAUCCUAGAUGAACAGUGCAAAUUCGCGACAAAGAAAAUUGGAUUUACUUAUGUUCCCUUAUUUUCUAACUCUAAAAAUUUCAAAAACAUAGAAAUAUACUCUACAAACAAUUUAAUAAAUGGCACAGAGUGUCGGGCUGGUCCGGUAUAUGUGUACGAUUACCAUGGUCAUCAGUUGUUGUACCACUGGAAUGAAUGUAAUGAAAUGUUUCGUGUAUCUACAAAUGAUGGAAAGUACUUUCUUCAGUGGACGUCUGAGAAUUACAACCAUUGGAAAUUAUUACGUGGAAAUCUGGUGUCACUGCGUAUAACAUGUCGGAAGAACGAUUCAAUAAAUCAUGUGAAGAUUUCAUCUUGCUUGCUCUUUCAGGUAGAAGGAACGUAUUCCAAAGAUGCUGGUUUCAAGAAACCAAAUGCAAUCGUUUCAAAACAUGCCUGUUCUUCUUCAACUGGUUAUUUAUCACAUGGAAAUAGUAGUAUCAUUGCUACAGCUUUUCGCGAUAGUGUAAGCAGAAUACCACUAAACGUUGUGGCAGGUCUACUUGCAGGGAUUGCGUCAUUUAGCAUCUGCUUCUUCUUUGGUGUCUUACUACUGUUAAUCAUGCACCGUAACAGAAAAUUUACGGAAAAAGAAUAUGCUGCUUUUAGUAAAGAAACACUGCUUCAAAGAGAUGAAAUCAAAGUACACUCUGACGAAUCUCUAUAUUCAAAAAUACAUACCGAACCACAUUACGAGAAGGUUUGGAGUCGACACAAGUUAGAUAAAUAUAUACAUCAUUUGGAUGGUGAAAACUUUAUAUAUGACGAUGUUUCACAAUGCACUCGAAAGUCAACAAGAUGGCAGAGAGAACAAGAAACACAGUUGAAUGACUUGCAUAUAUCCGAGCGCAGAUACGAGAAUUUUAAUAACCCGAGAAAGACAGUGUCCGUCUAAUCUACAUCAUCCCUACACGGAUCCACCUCUUCUUAACUUAUAACCAUAAGAAGGCGAAUAAAAGUCAAGCUCUAUCAAACUAGACAUGUUUACAUGCGAAAGUAUUUUUAGAAGCAUGUUCAAGAUUUUUAUGUAUAGUAGAUAUAAUACUCCGCCAACCCUAUUCCAGGAUUUGUUGCUUAUAUGGCUUUUCGAGAAAUGUUAAAGAACAUUAUAAGUCCGUGAGAACGAGGUUAGAUAGAGUUUAUAAUUUUGUAUAAUUCUUAAAUGUAAAUAUAGAUUACUGGUCA
Messenger RNA from Hydractinia symbiolongicarpus, 1731 nucleotides. RefSeq lists its product as uncharacterized. The transcript has 9 exons. Bases 143 to 1441 code for a protein of 432 amino acids. The record is from RefSeq and is a predicted model, not a curated record. NCBI's taxonomy places the organism in Eukaryota, Metazoa, Cnidaria, Hydrozoa, Anthoathecata, Hydractiniidae.